AUGGGCAUUUUCAAAGUGAUAGUCACGGCGUUUGCUGCUUUGUCAGCUGUCGAUGCUGCAAGUCUGAUAAACUCUGUGGACGAUAAGGACAUUGUCCCAGAUUCAUACCUUGUUGUUAUGAAAGACUCUGUCUCGCCCAUUGAUUUUGAUUCCCAUGUAGCCUGGGCUACAGAUCUCCAUCGAGAGAGUAUUAGCAAGCGGGGAUCCGAAAGCCUUGAUGGCUUCAAGCACUCAUAUAAGAUCAAUGGAUGGCAUGCGUAUAGUGGCUCGUUCCACCGCGAGACGCUUAAUGAAAUCCUUCGAAACGACAAGGUCGACUUUGUUGAGCACGAUCGCUACGUUCAUAUAGAUGGUUUUAUCACUCAACAAAACGCACCAUCCUGGGGACUCGGGAGGGUCUCCCACCGCCAGAAUGGCACUAGGGAUUAUGUUUACGAUGAAACUGCUGGAAAUGGCAUCACCUUCUAUGGAGUCGACACCGGAAUUGAUAUCCGCCAUCCUGACUUUGGUGGUCGUGCUGUCUGGGGUGUCAACGUUGUCAAUGGGACCGGAGACAACGAUCGUCAUGGUCAUGGGACCCAUACUGCUGCCACCGCGACUGGAACUACCUACGGUCUUGCUAAGAAGGCCAAAGUUGUGGCCGUGAAGGCUCUCAACGACCACGGCGCCGGGCUGUGGAGCAACAUCAUGAAAGCUCUCGAGUGGUGUGUCAAUGAUGCCCGGGAGAAAAACAUACUUGGAAAGGCAGUGUUGAAUUUGUCCAUCAGCGGUGGGAAGGUUGUAGCAGCAAACCAGGCUAUUACCAACACUGCAAAGGCCGGAAUAUUUGUUUCUGUGGCUGCCGGAAAUGAUAACUUUCUACUGCAAGAUGCUACAAACAAAAGCCCGGCCUCCGCUGAAGGGGUAUGCUGUGCUGCCGCCACCACUAUCAGAGACGCAAAGGCCAAUUUCUCCAACUAUGGAUCAGUCGUUGAUAUUUACGCACCCGGUCAAGGGAUAACCUCCGCUACACCUAACAACUCGACCGGAGUCAUGUCUGGGACGUCUAUGGCUGCUCCCCAUGUUGGUGGUGUUGGAGCCACUCUCAUGGCUUCUAAGGGCAUUGCUCCAGCCGCCGUCUGUGCUGAGCUUGUCAAGAUGGCAUCCGGCCCUGUUCAGAACCCAGGAAGCAACACUACCAACAAGCUUCUCUACAAUGGCAGUGGCAAGUAG
Arthroderma uncinatum is the source of this 1212-nucleotide messenger RNA. RefSeq names its product Subtilisin-like protease 11. NCBI's taxonomy places the organism in Eukaryota, Fungi, Ascomycota, Eurotiomycetes, Onygenales, Arthrodermataceae. Gene Ontology annotation, biological process: proteolysis. The record is from RefSeq and is a predicted model, not a curated record. The coding region runs from base 1 to 1212 and encodes 403 amino acids. Gene Ontology annotation, molecular function: serine-type endopeptidase activity. The transcript is spliced from 4 exons.